CUGAAGAGGAGGAGGGGGAGCGGAGGGAGGUGUUUCUGUCAGUUCCGGCUGUUUGUUCGGGAAGUGGAUCCGCCGCUGCCGGAGCAGCCCGGAGGGAGCUGCGGAUCGCGAGGCCAGCACCGACCCCGCCCGCCCGCGCGCCCCUCUCCCGCCCGCCAUGGCCCGGGACUACGACCACCUCUUCAAGCUGCUCAUCAUCGGCGACAGCGGUGUGGGCAAGAGCAGUUUACUAUUACGGUUUGCAGACAACACUUUCUCAGGCAGCUACAUCACCACCAUCGGAGUAGAUUUCAAGAUUCGGACCGUGGAGAUCAAUGGGGAGAAAGUGAAGCUGCAGAUCUGGGACACAGCUGGGCAGGAGCGCUUCCGCACCAUCACCUCCACGUAUUAUCGGGGGACCCAUGGGGUCAUCGUGGUUUAUGACGUCACCAGUGCUGAGUCCUUUGUCAAUGUCAAGCGGUGGCUUCAUGAAAUCAACCAGAACUGUGAUGAUGUGUGCCGAAUAUUAGAUGUUCAGUUGCAUCACGGAGCUGGUGCUGCGCGCGAAGAAAGACAACCUGGCGCGGCAGCAGCAGCAGCAGCACAACGACGUGGUGAAGCUCACGCGCAACAGCAAGCGGCGGAAGCGCUGCUGCUGACGGCGGCCCCCGCCUGGCAAGAGUUCCUCGGCGGGUCUGCCGGGAGGUGCCGCCGGCUCGCCCCGCCCCGCCGUGCCGGAAAGCGUUGGACCCGCCCCCUCCAGCCCCGCCCCGCCCCGCCGAGGCCGGCGCCGGGACUGACGGACGUCUGUACAUAUGUAAAUCGCUUGGACCGGCUGCUCCUCCGCGCCCGACCGCCGGCCUCCCGUCCUCCCGUCCUCCCGUCUCGUCGCCAGCGGCCUCCCGAGGAAACGAUGGAGCCCCACCGCUGCUCGCCCGGCUGCUGGAGCUGGGCCACGUGUCACCGGUUCCCGACAAGCUGGCAGCCUCCAUCCUGGGCACGUAGGGGCCCAGCUCAGCUCCCUCCCUAUCCCCUGCCCCAGAGCCAUUCUGGCAGCCGGGAAAGCUGGCCUUGAGGUUGGCCUGGGGGCUCCCAUUAGGGGCCCUGCCCUUGAUUUGCAGGAAGAAUUACUGCUGUUGGCCAACAGAUUUCUUGUUCUGCCUUGUAGAUGCCUCUGAGCGACAAGCCCAGGGGAGCCAUGGCUUCUAAUUUAUACCAACUUGUUUCAGUUCCAACACAAAGGUAGGGGUGUGCAGGGAUGGGGCUUGUGGGGGGCUAAGGAGCAUUGUUCUAACAGAUUUUAAAAAAAGAAGCCAAAUCAAAAUUAUUAAGUUCCUCACACUGUUUUUCCCUCUUCCUGAAGUUGGCACAGCAGCAAAAGUUGUGACCUUCCCCCUUUGGGUCCUGUGUGUUUAGAAAAAGCAAGUGGCUUCCUGUCCCUGUGGGGUUGGGCUCUUAGCAGAGCAGCUCUGUCUUCCGGGCUGUUUCUUGUGGGAGGUCCUCCCCCAUCCCCGGAGGUGCUGGGUCUCCAGUGCUGCCCCGGGCACCUUUGGAUGUGGACAGUGGGUGCCAGGGGCUGCAGGACUGUGGGGACGAUGCCUUGGAUCACUGACAGCUGUUUCAGUACAAAGACAGCAUGAGGAUUUCUCAGCGGGUAGGAAGGAAUGGCAGCAGGGCUGGGAGCCAGCCAGCUUUGACCCGCCCUGGUCCCCUGGAGGAAAAGCCAGGGUCACUUGCACUUGAUACCAGCCCCCUCCUUCCCCCACUGGACACUUCAUUUACCUUUCUUCUAAAAGGAUCAUGUAACCUGGGAAUAAUUUAUUUCAUCACCAUGAUGUGUUUUACUAGAUUUCCUUUCCUAGGCGAUUUCCAGGCCAAGCCCUGAUUGGACAAUCAUGUCACAAAUCACACUGAUUUUUCCAUGUUAACACUGUUGAUAGGUUUUAAUCAGUAAAAAUUGGGGGGCGGGGGUCUUCUGACGGGUCUCUCCACUUCUCCAAACUGCCAAAAGCUUGUGGUUCUCUGUGACAGGCCUUUGUUUUUGGAGCGGCAGGAUGAGCUGGGGGAGCUCUGUGGGCCUGGGAAGGCGGUGCUGUGGAGGGGGCGCAGGGCCAAGCAGCAGGCAGCCCCAUCUAUUUGGGGGCCAAGAGCAAAGUAUGGUCUCCAUCCUCAGGACGGUCCUGGCUGGCUGUGGUUCCUGUGGGGGACAUGCAGAGUUUAGGGCUCCUGGAGUGGGUGGCAUACUCGACCUUGAGCAUGCAGGGAAUACCAGUGUGGUGGUGCUUGCAGAUUCAAGCAAUAAGAGGAGAGGGUCCUGGAAACUUCUAGCCUAGCCUAGGAGCCACCAUCGUUUCUGGCAACUGGUUGUCCAGACCCAGGGGGUGGGGUGACCUUGGUGACGACUAUGCCUGUCCUGCUGAGUUGUUACACGCAUGAAUGGGGGUUGGGGGGUGGGGGGACUCACAGGGCUGAACUGACGUCCUGGCGGACCUGAUGUGAAAUUCCUGUCAAACAACAAAACUUUUAAAUGGUUUGCUAGGAUUAUUUCUGUAUUGAAAGUUUCUAAUUAUGCUUUUUAAAAAAAUACUAAAAAUAAAGGUUCAAGCUGCCAGAUUUU
Molecule: messenger RNA, 2596 nt
Organism: Manis pentadactyla (Chinese pangolin)
Lineage: Eukaryota; Metazoa; Chordata; Mammalia; Pholidota; Manidae
Gene: RAB35
Product: RAB35, member RAS oncogene family
Exons: 5
Coding region: 158-1054 (298 amino acids)
Biological process (GO): Rab protein signal transduction; endocytic recycling
Cellular component (GO): plasma membrane; endosome membrane
Molecular function (GO): GTP binding; GTPase activity
Source: RefSeq, a predicted model, not a curated record